This is a messenger RNA of Rhineura floridana, 2917 nucleotides long. RefSeq names its product sphingosine-1-phosphate receptor 4 (gene S1PR4). Gene Ontology annotation, molecular function: sphingosine-1-phosphate receptor activity. The coding region runs from base 469 to 1725 and encodes 418 amino acids. Gene Ontology annotation, cellular component: membrane. The transcript has 2 exons. Lineage: Eukaryota; Metazoa; Chordata; Lepidosauria; Squamata; Rhineuridae. The record is from RefSeq and is a predicted model, not a curated record. Gene Ontology annotation, biological process: G protein-coupled receptor signaling pathway.
CAGAACGAAUUGGUUCUGUCGCUCGUGCCUGGAGAGGUACAUGCAAGGAGCAGUUCGGAGCUUUGGGGGCCGAAUCCGCUUCAGCAUUUGAGCCUGGAAGAGGCGAGCGGGAAGGAAUGCCAGCAGAAAUCCUGCCAAGAUAGGACUCUGGAGCCCCCUCUUCUUGCUGUGGCCCACUGGCAGGGCUCUGGUGAAAAUAGGUAGCCGUGGCUAUCGCCUGUCUGCUGAGUGGAUGCAGCAAUUGAACGAGGCCCUGGUUCUUACAUCCUCUUCUCAUAUUUGAGGCUCUGCUCAACCCCCGUUGACUUGACUGGCUCUGUGAUCGUCUACUAAGCUGUGGGCAGAUCUUUCCUUCCUUCAAAGGCUGGGAGCGCUCCUCCUGUUCUGUCUCAAGCAUGUAUUCCCAAUAAGAGGGCCCAAUUCUGUUUCUGUACUGAUCCUUUAAAGCAAUUUAGCCCUCUCUGGAAGAUGGCUGAACGUUCUGCAUUUUCCUCCUCCACCUCCUCUUUGUCUCCUUCUACAGCGUUUUCCACUUCCAUACCGGAGCCCCGGCUUGCCUCAGUCCACGGCGAGGAGCUCUGCUAUCCCAUACCGUCAGGCACAAAUCACAUCAACAUCAUCUUGUUCCAUUACAACUUCACAGGGAGGAUGCAGAACCGCCGUCCCCAGGAAGACAAGAUGACCGUUCUCAAGAUGGUAAUCAUUGCUGCCAGCUGCCUCAUUGUUUUAGAGAACCUGGUGGUGCUGGUGGCCAUCAUCCGGAAGGUGCGCGCCCACCGGUGGGUCUACUCAUGCCUGGCAAGCAUCACCCUCAGCGACCUGCUGGCCGGAGUGGCCUAUCUGACCAAUCUCUGCUUGUCUGGGAGCAGAACCUUCCAGCUGUCGCCCAAGAUGUGGUUCCUUCGCGAGGGGGUCCUCUUUGUGGUCUUGGCAGCCUCCACCUUCAGCCUGCUGGUGACGGCCAUCGAGCGCUACAGCGCCAUGGUGAGGCCCAUCGCCGAGAACGAGACCAGCAAGACGAUUCGCUUGAGGGGUCUGAUACUCUUCUGCUGGGGCCUGGCCAUCCUUAUCGGCCUUCUGCCCUUACUGGGCUGGAACUGCAUUUGCAAGGUGCCCACUUGCUCCACACUCUUGCCCCUCUACGCCAAGAACUACAUCCUCUUCUGCGUGGUCAUGUUCAGCAUCAUCUUAGUGGGCGUUGUGGGCCUCUACGCCUCCAUCUACUGCUGGGUCCAGAAAAGCGCCAAGCAAGCCGUUUCCAGGUGCGGACGCAAGAGAUCGAUGCGGUUGCUGAAGACGGUGCUGUUGAUCCUUUUCACUUUCCUCAUAUGCUGGAUCCCGCUCUUUGUCUUCCUCCUGAUAGACAUCUUUUGGGUGAACAAGACCUGGGCGCUCCAUAAAGCCUUUGGCUGGAUCCUCACCUUGGCCGUAACCAACUCCCUCCUGAACCCCAUCAUCUACUCUUUAGGGAGCAAGGAGGUGAGGAGAGCUGUCGUGGAGCUUCUCUGCUGCUGCUGUAUCUGGGCUGGGUUGCCCGGCCCCCGCAAUUGCCUCAUUGCCAGCGAUGUCCAUUUGGGCUCUUCCACGGGAACACAGAGCUCCUUGAAGAUGCGAGAGAGCUUCCGUAGUUCAAUGGUCCUCAACAGGAGACUCAGAGAGCCCCUCUCCAGCAAUUCAAGCAUGAUGAGUAAUGACACUUCGGGACUGCAACACACUCUGGACUAGAAACCAGACACUUCUCCCACACUGUAUGCUGGACUGGAAUUGGGACUCUUCUCCUGCAACACACUCUGGACUAGAAACCGGACUCUUCUUCAGCAACACAUUGUGGACUAGAAUUUUGACUCUUCUUCUGCACCAUACUCUAGACUAGAAGCCUGUAUCUUCUGGGCAUGAGAAUCCUCAAAACUAGCCUAAAAAACGUUCUAUUGCUUCAGAUGUUCAGAGGAAGACCAGAAAACUCAACCAAGGCAACAGUGUUCUUGUUCUGGUGUUCCAUGCAUGGGUGUUUUUUCACAUUGAUUUUUUUUUAAAAAAAAUGCACACACACACACACACACACAUAUAUAUAUAUAUACAAAUCUGAACAAGAAAAAUAUCCUUCUUUAAUUCUGAUUUUUCUGCUGAACCAUAGCUAAGGAAGCUUAGCUAUGUAUGGGUCAAUGCAAUGGAUGCUUGUCCAACAGGGCAGCACCUUGCCAACCUCAGUGUGCCCGCAGCCAGCCCCCAUCUGCCUGCCUGCUUGUUUACUUUCAACGAAGUCCAAGAGUUGGAAAAAGCACUUUCCUCCCAACUCCGUCUCAGUGUUACCCUUGUAGAACUCAACAGGGGGGGGGGGGAAACAAGAAUGGAGUUGGCUCCACUUGUCAUUGGAUAUGUCUCCGCUUACUAUUGGGCUCCCUGCUUUCCGCCGCACCAGUCCCAAAUGGGCACCAGCCACCUCUGGCCCAAUGCAACCUCUGAUAUCAAUGAUCAGAACCAGUGGAUUGCCUCCGAUGUUAGUCAAUGGAAUGCUUUCAAGUCAAUCCUAACUUAGGGUGACCCUCUGAAUAGGGAUUUCAUGGUAAGCGGUAUUCAGAGGGGGUUUCCCAUUGCCUCGCUUUGCAGCUAGUCCUCCCCAGCUGGCUAGGGCCUCCUCAGCUUGCCACCUCUGCACAAGCCAGCCCCUUCCUGUCCGCAACUGCCAGCUGGGGGGCAACUGGGCUCCUGGGGACUAUGCAGCUUGCCCACGGCUGCACAGGUGGCAGGGCACGUCACCCCUGAGCCACUCGCUGUGGGGGUGAUCUUUAGCUGGCCCUUGACACCCAGGAGACACGAGCGGGGAUUUGAACUCACAGACUCUGGACUCCCAGCCAGGCUCUCCUCCCCAUUGUGUUAUACCAGCUGUAGUCUCAGAGGAGAUGCAUUAAAAAUUAAA